AGGCGCAGGAUAGGCAUGGGACUUGGGGACCAGAGCAGGUUCAGCUUCAUCUCCCAGGAAGGGCUCCAAGGGGGACCGGUCAGGCCGACUUCCAGGGCUACGCUGCAGAUGGCAGAGACGGGCGAUUCCAAAAACAGCUCCUCCCUCGGAAACGCCUUCCGCGCGCUGUUUUACACCGCGCGUGCAGACCGCGGGAAGCACCGGUGGCGCAGGGCUCUGGGCUGGGUUCCCGGCCUAGCCCGCGAGGCCGACCCCUGUCUAGCGGGACUUUCGGGAAUUCGCCCACGAUCCAGUGCUGCGCUCGGUAACGGGGCGGUCCCGCAGCCCGAGGCCGCGCCCCCUCCGGCCCUGCGCCAGGGUGCAAGCAGUGCGAGGCUAGGCGGGCUCAGGUCCAGUGUCACGAUGUCGCCCAAGCAGGCCCCGCGCGUGCCCUGGAUGCUGCUCCUGCUGCUGCUGUCGCCGGCUGCGGGUGAAACCUUCUCCGGUCCUGCAAUUCCUGAGUCCAACUCCAAAGCUCUGAAGCCGCAGCAGCAAGAGGGCGGAGGCGCUGAGGGCCCCGGGACGGUGCCCACCCGAGGCUUUGCGCACUCGACCACUCAACCGGCAGCCAGCGCCACCACGCAUGAGGCGGCCACCAUAGCGAGGAACACCAGCGGCUCCCUGACCCGGGCCCCCUCGGGAUCCCCCACCCUUGCUCCCACGGGGUCCCCCACCCAGCCCCCCACACAGUUCCCCAACCCUACGGAGUCCCCCGCCCCCACGGAGCCCAUCUGCCCCCCACCUGCCACCCCCUGCUCCAAGGCCCAAACUCAAGAGGCGCAGGAAGCCUUAGGGGAGGCGCUGACCGACUUCGCCCUGAAGCUGUACCAGGCCUUUGCAGCCACGAAGAACUCAGAAAGCAACAUCGCCUUUUCCCCGUUCAGCGUGGCCAGCCUGCUCACACAGGUCCUGCUGGGGGCUGGGGACAGCACCAAGAAGAACCUGGAGGUUGUCCUCUCCUAUCCUCCGGGCUUCGUCUGUGUCCACCAGGCCCUGCAGGCCUUUGUGUCCAAGGGGGUCACCUCUGUCUCCCAGAUCUUCCACAACUCCGACCUGCCCAUCAGGGACAGCUUCGUGAACGCCUCGCAGAGCCUGUACGGCAGCAGCCCCCAGGCGCUGGGCAACGACUCGGCCGCCAACCUGGAGCACAUCAACAGCUGGGUGGCUGAGCACACCAGGCACAAGAUCAGCCGGCUGCUGGACAGCCUGCCGUCCGACUUCCGCCUGGUGCUGCUCAACGCCAUCUACCUGAGCGCCAAGUGGAAGCAGCCCUUCGACCAGAAGAAGAAGAUGGAGCCCUUCCACCUGCGGAACACCGUCGUCCAGGUGCCCAUGAUGAUGAGCAAGAAACACCCGGUGGCACAAUUCAUCGACCACAACUUGCGGGCCAAGGUCGGGCAGCUGCAGCUCUCCCACAACCUGAGCUUCGUGAUCCUGGUGCCGCAGACCCUGGAGCAGCCCCUGGAGACGCUGGAGAACGCACUCAGUCCAGAACUCCUCAGGGCCGUCAUCAGGAAACUGGAGAUGUCCAAGUACCAGCCUACCUACCUGACCAUGCCAAGGGUCAAGGUGGCCAGCUCCCAGAGCCUGCUACCCAUCAUGGAGAAGCUGGAAUUCUUUGACUUUGCCUACGACCUCAACCUGUGUGGGCUGACAGAGGACCAGGACGUGCAAGUGUCGGAGAUGCGACACCACAGCGUGUUGGAGCUCACCGAGACCGGCGUGGAGGCCGCCGCGGCUUCUGCCAUCUCCGUGGCCCGCAACCUGCUGGUCUUUGAGGUGCAGCAGCCCUUCCUGUUUGUGCUCUGGGACCAGGAGCACAAGUUCCCUGUCUUCAUGGGCCGGAUCUACGACCCCAGGGCCUGAGAACCGGGUCGAGGUUGGGACGGGUCCAUAAACCCAGGCCUCAGUUUCCCCAGGACAGCCCACUGCACCCGUCUGCUGGGGACUUGCCCGCCAUCACCUCUCUGCUGAAGGCUGCCCUGUUUCCAUCCCCUCCCGUGGCCCUGCCAUGCUCUACACACCACUUUUUGUAGCCUUCUCUGGUUCAAGUUCACCAGCCCCUACAAUAAAACCUGGCUAGCCAUGA
Molecule: messenger RNA, 2128 nt
Organism: Cavia porcellus (domestic guinea pig)
Lineage: Eukaryota; Metazoa; Chordata; Mammalia; Rodentia; Caviidae
Gene: Serping1
Product: serpin family G member 1
Exons: 8
Coding region: 16-1905 (629 amino acids)
Biological process (GO): negative regulation of endopeptidase activity
Molecular function (GO): serine-type endopeptidase inhibitor activity
Source: RefSeq, a predicted model, not a curated record